AUGAGGGCCACGGCAGCUGUCCUCGCGGCAAUGAUUCGCUUUGCAUACGCUCAAGACAGAGACGACAUUCCUAAAUGUGCUCGGGAUUGUCUGGCUCUAAGUCCAUCGGAUCUCUGUCACGUAAUGAAAAACCCCGAUUGCGCUUGCCGCCUCGGAACACGCGAUACCAUGCGUACCCAAUGGGCCGUCUGCACACAGAACUUCUGCAGUUACGAGGAAACAACAUUUGAAGAUGUGUGGCGCCCCUUUGCGGCCUACUGCGUCGCGAAUGGCUGGCUCAAUGCCUCCCAGACGGACUUGAUUUCUAUAGUGACCUUGACAAAAACACCAAUCAUCAUUGUCACACGUACUAUAUCUGCCACUUCCGGCGGCGAUGAAACCCAUACUACCGUGGAACUCGAGACAUCCACAUCAGAGACAGAGGCUGGUUCAACCACAGCACAAGCAGCAACACCGAUGGUGCAAUCGACAGCCCCUAUCGCCGAAAUUACCCCUACCGCCGAACCUACGUCUGCGAUUGAUGGUGACAACAGCGCCUCCUCCUCCGAUCAAUUAUCGACGGGAGUGAAGGCUGGAAUUGGAGCUGGAGCUGCCCUCGUGGCAAUUCUGGCUGUAAUUCUACUCUUUUGGUGGCGAAAGAGGAAGAAGGCCAGCCUGAGUGAUGGUGACGAAGACAAUAUCAUAUCAGAGCUUGGCGGCGGGGACAAAUCCAACAGAUAUGAGUUGGACUCAUACACGACACCAUUGGAAGCCGAUAAGAAGAAUCCUGAGACAUUCUCAAAUCAACAGAAUCAGAUAAUGGCUGAGCUGGACGGAACUCCGUGUGCAUCGCCUGAGCCGAAAAUCCAUGAAACGCAUAAGGUCGCGCCUUCAAUUGAGCAGGGCGCGGUAUCACUGGAGGUCGUGUCCACGAUUUCGCUCCCAAAGUCGCCGCCAUCAUCUGCAACAAGUAGGAUGUCACCGCCUAUGAUUGAAGAUCGUAUCAAUUCCUCGCCGGAGCCCCUGAUUGUAGACAUGGCUGAGCUGGAGCACCUACUACAUGAAGAGCGGCUCUUGAGGGACAGGAGGCAGACGUUGGAGCAGUUGCAACGGAUACAAGCGGAUGAAUUUGCUUUGGGGGAGCGAAUAAGGACUCUGCGGCAAAAUCGCAGCUAG
Colletotrichum orchidophilum is the source of this 1155-nucleotide messenger RNA. RefSeq names its product transmembrane alpha-helix domain-containing protein. Lineage: Eukaryota; Fungi; Ascomycota; Sordariomycetes; Glomerellales; Glomerellaceae. The record is from RefSeq and is a predicted model, not a curated record. Bases 1 to 1155 code for a protein of 384 amino acids. The transcript has 2 exons.